AAGAAGAAGAAGACCUCCAAAGUUAUUACCGGAAGUGUUUUUUUUCCAGGAUCACGCUGUUAAGGAAAGCUGCUGCUACUGCUGCCACAUUAGCCACAUCCUCCUGGACUCUGAAGUAAACCAGCAGACAUGAAAAAACAAGAUACAGAGGAGUGUGCCACUCAGGGCAGUGAGGAUUCUCCACCUGCAGCAGAAGGCAUGGAGUCGCCCACAGCUGCAAAAGACAGGUCGGACAGCAACAGCCCCAAAGAGUCUGAACCACUAACACCGCAGACGGACACACCUCCCCAGGGUGAAGAGGCAUCAAGUCAAGUCGCAGAAGCGGCACGGUCUCGGUGUGACAUGGCCGAGGAGCUGAGCCGUCAGCUCGAGGACAUCCUGAGCACAUACUGCCGGGAAGCCAGUGCCCUGCCAAAUGGCAAGUUGCGUAGCCCAGAGCUCAAUGGUCUGACUGGUGAUGACAAGGCAGAGGAGGGCAAAGUCAAUGGAGGUGACAAUGGGACGGAGAAGGAGCAAAAAAAGACUCAGGAGAAGAAGAAAGUGAAGGGUCUGGGUAAGGAAAUCACCCUCCUCAUGCAAACUCUCAACACCCUGAGCACACCAGAGGAGAAGCUUACAGGCCUCUGUAGGAAAUAUGCAGAACUGCUGGAAGAGCAUCGCAACACCCAGAAACAGAUGAGAGUGCUGCAGAAGAAGCAGAGCCAGCUGGUGCAGGAGAAAGACAAUCUGAGGAAUGAACACAGCAAGGCCAUCCUGGCCCGAAGCAAACUGGAGAGCCUCUGCAGGGAGCUGCAGAGACACAACCGCACGCUCAAGGAGGAAGGGAUGCAAAGAACGCGUCUGGAGGAGGAGAAAAGGAAGGAGGUGACCUCUCAUUUCCAGGUGACACUGAACGACAUCCAGACUCAGAUGGAGCAGCACAACGAAAGAAACGCCAGCCUCAGACAAGAGAACACAGAGCUGGCUGAGAAACUGAAGAAGCUGUAUGAGCAGUACAAGCUGCGGGAGGAGCACAUAGACAAAGUGGUGAAGCACAAAGACCUGCAGCAACAGCUGGUGGACGCCAAGCUGCACCAGGCUCAGGAGCUGCUGAAGGAGUCGGAGGAGCGCCAUGACAAAGAGAAAGACUUUCUCCUGAAAGAAGCCGUGGAGUCUCAAAGGAUGUGUGAGCUGAUGAAGCAGCAGGAAGUUCACCUCAAACAGCAGCUGUCGCUGUACACGGAGAAGUUUGAAGAGUUCCAGACCACUUUGUCCAAAAGCAACGAAGUCUUUACCACGUUCAAACAGGAGAUGGAGAAGAUGACCAAAAAGAUAAAGAAGCUGGAGAAGGAGACGGCCAUGUAUCGAUCCAGGUGGGAGAGCAGCAACAAGACACUUCUGGACAUGGCAGAGGAGAAAGCUUUGCGGGACCGGGAGUUUGAGGCACUUCAGGGUAAAGUCCAACGGCUGGAGAAGCUGCGGCGGGCGCUCAAAGUCGAACGGAAUGAGCUCAACAAGAAGGUCCAGAACCUUAGUGGUCAGCCGGGUGGCACCACAGGAGCCCCGACCUCAGACCCAGGGACCGACUCCCCCUCUCCACCACCUACAGACUCUCUGCCGGAGCCCAGUGCCUGUCCUGUCCUAGACACCACUCCCUGCUCCCACUCUUGCCACUGUGACCCAGAACAGGACACAAACGCCCUGCUGGAAGAGGCAAAAGUUCAGCCCGUCACCACGCAGGAGUGAAGUUAAAUCACUCAAAACGUCUCUCCCCCCCCCCCUCCCCCAGCAAAAAGCCACCAUCCUGCAAGUUGAUCCUCCUCCCCUAGAAGAAGCUGGUGUUAAAACUGGUCCAGGAGUAGAUCAGACGAGGACAGAUUUAACAUGUGUCCUCCUCGUGUCCUAUGCAGGCUUUCACAGCGAGAUGAGACGACUGUGCCUCAUCCGUCUGCACAUUUACAUGCACAUUACAAAUCAAUUACUGUGAAGUAAAAGGAGAAGUAAAAGGAGAUGUUAAUUUGCAAUACUGUAAGAGAAUCAACCACUAUAAUCAAGAUUUUCAUCAAGAAAGCUAAGCAGCCUAAAGGAAACCGCUUACCUGCAUAGCAGAGACGGGGCCAAGGAACAAAUCAUACUCAUUCUGUUGUAUACAUAUCGGUGAAAUUAAAAAAUCAAAUAAAACAUUAACCAGCUGUCUAAUACUUACCUCAUCUCAACCCUUAAGGCCUUUGUACGUCAACAGCGACACAAAGAAAUGGCAUAUAUCUUGCAUAUAUGCACAUUUUUAAUAUACAUAUAUAUGUAUAUGUAUGUGUAUAUAUGUAUGUAUAUGUGUGUGUGUAUAUAUAUAUACACAUACAUACACACACACGUACUGAGAAGUAUAAAUGUGCUGUACAAAGGCCUUUUAUGUUGCCUUGGCAUUAACAGGUUAUUAGUGUGUAUGUAACUGUUAGGACUGUUUUGCUACACAUUCCCUUGUUUUUGACUUAGAGCAGAAGUGCGUGACGAGACCAAUAAAAGUGCUGCUUGGGAAGACACAAGCCCACCAGGUCAAUGCCAAGAGGAGUCGUUACACAUUGAAAGGCUUGUGUAUUUGUUUGUGUCAUAUUUGUGACAAAAAUGCUGGGAAGACCACAACACUGAGCGAAACGUACCAAUAUUUGUUUCCUCUCACAUUAUCAUAUCUUUCUUAUAAAUCUUUUUUUUUUCGAGGAAAAAAAUGGGAAUUUUCAUUUUCUGUUUUUCACACAGUUGUGAUGUAUUGUGUUAUUGUUAUAGACUAUAUUGCGUGUCCAACUCUUCAUUUCCAACACUUUUGGGUUCUUUUCCUUUUAGUUUUAUGCAUUUUUUCCCCCCAGUCUUACCACCAGAGACUCGGUUAAAUUAACGCUUGUGUUUUGGAGUGUAUGCUGUAAGACCAUCUCCUGGCCAUUGUAAUAGCAGUAGCUUGUAAUCAGGUUCUAACAACGAAUGUUGAAGGUCCUCUAUGCAAUGCUUUGCCUCUUGGUUUUUAUUCAGAACUGGCAAACCGUCUAAGAAUGUAUAUUCAUUACACCCACUGUCCUGCAUGGAUGUACUGUAUAAACAGAAAAUGCUAUAUCACAGAACCCUGCUUGUUGAGCGACAGAUGUUUUCAAAAGACAUCUGAGCAACAUGGAAAUAAGAAGGAAAGAAUUGUAGUUUCACUCCCAAACACACCAAUCUCUCUUCUCUUAUGUAAUAUGUAGCACUAACGACAAGGCGAUAACUGAGGGAUUUAGUAGUUUAAAACUUAAAUAGAAAUGGUCGUUCGCAAGGACAGAUUUGUUGUAUCUCCAGUCUCGUGGGAAAUGGAGGUUCACAGUCCAUGAGAUGGAACCAAAGACGCCUCCUGAUUUGUCAUUUGCAGUACUUUUAUCUGGCUGUGUAUAUUUUGUUUCUUGUUAAAUAAAAGAUGUAAGAGUGUA
Solea solea (common sole) is the source of this 3428-nucleotide messenger RNA. RefSeq names its product taxilin alpha (gene txlna). The transcript is spliced from 11 exons. Gene Ontology annotation, molecular function: syntaxin binding. The coding region runs from base 130 to 1725 and encodes 531 amino acids. NCBI's taxonomy places the organism in Eukaryota, Metazoa, Chordata, Actinopteri, Pleuronectiformes, Soleidae. The record is from RefSeq and is a predicted model, not a curated record.